Botrytis byssoidea is the source of this 1020-nucleotide messenger RNA. RefSeq lists its product as uncharacterized. The transcript has a single exon. The record is from RefSeq and is a predicted model, not a curated record. The coding region runs from base 1 to 1020 and encodes 339 amino acids. Lineage: Eukaryota; Fungi; Ascomycota; Leotiomycetes; Helotiales; Sclerotiniaceae.
AUGAACUCGACACCUCAGCAAGAAACAAAAGCCCUCACUGAGUUCAGGCUAUUCUCACGCUUGCCAUUCGAGCUCCAAGCCCGAAUUUUCAAAGAAGCACAUCCUGGUCUGGUGGUCAUUGAUUUACUUUUAUAUAUCUUUGUAGAAGCAGAUCAUAGCACAUUUAUUGUUACUCCUCCUAGAUAUUAUAAGCUGAAUAGUUUACUACUAGCUAGCAGAGAGUCACGCGCAGAGAUCUUUCGCAGAUUUUCAAAGUUUGAAGUUAUCACCCCACCUUUGUUUGACGAUCAUGUACAUAAGCGCAGCAGCUACUUUAGGCCUCAUAUCGAUAUUCUUGCUGUCAAAGCCAGUAUGAUUCUGCGAUUGUAUGACAUGGGCGGAAGGUUGUCUGCAGAAAACAUCACACAGUUGGCGUUGGGUCUGAGAUUGUGGUAUCAUCCUUGCAUGAGCUUUCGCGCCAGAAUGAACAACGCAGCCAAGCUAUAUACGUUCCUGAGUAACCAUUUUCCGGCUUUUGGAAAACUAUGGCUUAUAGUUAAGGCAGAAGAUCCUCGCGAAGAGUCUCCAUCAAUAAAGCACCUACGUCGAAUUCUGGAUGUUUCAGUUCGAUUUAUGGAUCUUGAUUUGCGCGUAAAGUACGCCCCGGGCCUAAGCGACCGACAAAAGGACGUGCAAGAAGAGAUCUUCCAGCGAAAAUUGAGAGAUAUCAAAAAACAUACGCAGAUUAUUGCUGGAGACUUCAGUCAGUUUUUGAAUACGAAAAAAAGUGAUCUCUGGCCUUCACCUGGAGAGGCAACUCUAAGAUACUGGAAGAUUCGUAGGCCUGUACCCGCUCUUAUGUGCUUGAUUACUAGAGAUGAAAUAGUCAGGGAUGUCUAUUCAUGCAAAGUCGAACACAGUGAUACUUCAGCCUGGCUUUGGGUGCCCACUUUGGGCGUCAACAUUGCUUGUCAUAAGGACGGAAGUCCUGUGCACAAAUACAAAGGGCUGGCUCAGAUAUUCGAUGGUGAACCGUGGUAG